Messenger RNA from Leptonychotes weddellii (Weddell seal), 415 nucleotides. The record is from RefSeq and is a predicted model, not a curated record. Lineage: Eukaryota; Metazoa; Chordata; Mammalia; Carnivora; Phocidae.
AUGGGGCCGACGGAGACGCAGAGACACAUCGACUCCUCCAAGACCAUCCCAAGCCCGGGUCACUGUCCAGGGAACACCUUUUCCUGCCAGAACAGCCAGUGUGUGACCAAAGUGAACCCGGAGUGUGACGACCGAGUGGAUUGCUCCGAUGGAUCUGAUGAGGCCCACUGUGACUGCGGUCUACAGCCUGGCUGGAAGACAGCCGGCCGGAUCGUGGGCGGCAUGGAAGCGUCCCCCGGGGAGUUCCCGUGGCAAGUCAGCCUUCGAGAAAACAAUGAACACUUCUGUGGGGCUGCCAUCGUCGGGGCCCAGUGGCUGGUGUCUGCAGCCCACUGCUUCAACGAGUGAGCCCCACGCCCCUUGGUCCCACCUUCCUUCCCACUCUGGGAGCGCCACCUCUCCUGGGUCCACAGAG